Messenger RNA from Penicillium maclennaniae, 1140 nucleotides. RefSeq lists its product as uncharacterized. The coding region runs from base 1 to 1140 and encodes 379 amino acids. The record is from RefSeq and is a predicted model, not a curated record. Gene Ontology annotation, biological process: polyketide biosynthetic process. Lineage: Eukaryota; Fungi; Ascomycota; Eurotiomycetes; Eurotiales; Aspergillaceae. Gene Ontology annotation, molecular function: acyltransferase activity, transferring groups other than amino-acyl groups. The transcript is spliced from 3 exons.
AUGGAAUCCCACUCACCGGCUCCAGCCCUGUACAUCACAGGGCUGGCAUCGCAAUAUCCUCCGUAUCUACUAGGGCCCGAGGAACUUGAAAAGUUUACAGCGCGCUUUUACGACAUAAGCCGCCCAGGGCAAGAAAUCCAUUUUCGAUUGCUCCGCCACAGGAACAAAUCUAAUCCACACGCCCCCUCAAUCAGCGAGAUCGAUAAAUUCUUCCGCCAAGCCGGGGUCGACCUCACCGUUCAAGCGUGUGAAAAGGCCCUCGAAGAAGCACAUCUCGCUCCCCAGCAGAUCACCCACACGAUUGGGGUGACCUGCACCAACCAGGGUAACCCAGGGUAUGACCUACUAGUAGCCCGCAAGUUGAACCUUGCACCCCAUGUCGAUCGCAUGCUUCUCCACGGCGUCGGGUGCGCAGGCGGGCUGUCCAUCUUACGCGCCGCCGCGCAAAUAGCUGGCGGGGCAAGUCUGCGGCGGAGACCAGCCCGUAUCUUGGCUUUUGCCUGUGAGCUGUGCACCCCCAAUCUACGCCAUUAUCUGGCAUUGGCAGAAAAGUGCACAGAAUCAGAUCCAGUCAACAUUGCAGGGGCUUUGUUCUCCGACGCCGCGGCGGCGUUUGUUCUUUGCAAUGAGUACGCUAUGGCUGAGAAUGAGCAGGACACUCAUGUGUUUGAGCUUUUGGAAUGGGGCUAUGAUUUGAUUCCGGAUACAAUCGAGCAUAUGUCAUUCCACGCGGAUAUAGAUGGCUAUCGAGCUAUCCUCAGUCGAGAUGUACCCGAAUACACCAAGCACGCUAUCGGGCCGAUGUUUGAGAGACUUCUUCCUUCAUAUGAAGAACAAAUCAGUUCUCGGUCAAGGGCAGAGGGAAUUCAAGUAUUUGAGUCGCUAGGAGUCCGCGAUUUCGACUGGGCUUUGCACCCCGGUGGUAAAGCAAUCAUAGAUGGUGCAGCCCAGGUCUUACAGUUGUCCGAGGGGCAACUCCAGGCAAGUCGGGAGGUAUACCGCACUCGGGGAAACUCAUCAAGUGCGUCAGUCUUGAACGUCUUGGAUCGACUUCGUUCACGGAGUAGAAAGACCCAUGUUGUUGCUACCUCGUUUGGUCCUGGUCUGUCAAUAGAAAUGGCGCUGUUGAGGAGGUGUUGA